CGACGACCACCUGACUACUAACUAAAAUGGACGUAAUCGAAGUUGUGCCGUUUGCCGCGGCGCGGGUCCACGAGCUGCAUGAGCUUCAUGUUGGUAGCGGAUAUGAGCAUUUGUCGAAGACAAGAAUAGCAAGGCGUCGCAAAGAUUUCCAUCUCCGCCGACGAGCAAAUGCGUACAAGUCGCACAAGUUUCCCGCACGUUUUCGAGUUAAACCCAAUGCAACACGUCUCGACGCUGACGUCCAACGAUGCCGCAAACACCGCCGACGACACAUGCUUCGUGAAAAGCCGGAUCGCUUACCGACACACCAAUGGCAUGCAAAGCGAAUGAAGAUGGGCAAGGUUGACGAUGUAUGGAUUGCCUUGCAUCGCCUUGACCGAGGCACGGCAGCCGCAUUGCUCGCUCCCUCCACCGUUUGCGACACAUCAUACCUCUCCGUUGUUGAUGUCCAUGGGCUCAAAGAUAGUGUUGUGGAUGCGCUGGAUUCCAUCUUGGACGAAUCUCUCUCUGAACAAGUUGUCAACGGUGGCGUCGAAGCAACGUGCAUGGUAUAUCACGCCGAUAUGUUUCCGAUGGAGGCGAUUGGUCCUGCGCACGUCAUGUGCAAGAAUAGCGACAAUUCUGCGGACGAACAUCUCCACGUGUGGCUGUGGGUCUACCCAAGCAUGAUUGAACCUUUGCUGGACACCCUCGCCUCCAUCGACGCGCCCAAUGUCCAUGUGCAGCGCCGUACAGAUCUUAGUCGCUUUGAAAUUCGUGGACCAAAGGGGCACGUCAUCAUGAACAAAGUGUUGCAGAACCACGAUAAACUGCUCUGGACUGCCGCUCCGGUACCGUCAUCCGCAGUCAUCCAGAGCUGGCACUUCCUCGAUCCGCGCCAGUCGCUCCGCAAGAAUAAGGCUACAACGCCAGGGCUGCUUGAUGCACCGCCAACAUCGCUUCCUGAUACUGUCGCAGAGUGUCCUAUCUCAAACACGAAGUUUCUCUCGGCGGAACCGCCUCUGACAGACCUCAACGCGCGAUUCGCUUCAGUCCUUCGAUGGGCCUCCGACCUUGGCGCGGGAUACCGCCAUCAUGUGGGAAUACCUUCAAGACGGCCUGCUUCAGCGACUCGACACCAACGUGCAGACGCCAACACGUCCACCACCUCGAUUCUGUGGGAUCGCACGGCCAUGCCGCCGCCGUUUCUUCCAGAUCACAUCGUCAACCAGCCAGCACGUGAAAGCGAUGUCCUUCCGUCGUUCCCGAGCAUCACGGUGCGCUGUGCACAUGGAUGGGAUAUCGUGGUGCACUCCAAGAUAGCGCCGACGUUGCUGAAAGCGCUGGUGUUUGCAGGCGCAUCGGCGAUCGGACUUGCCGAACGGGAAGCUCUUCGCACGCGCCACCACUUGCUCAACUAUCCGAGGGACUACCCCGAUACCCAUGCUGGGUGCCGGUACUGGGGUUCGAUCAAAGCGACGAAAGAAGCCGCCGAAGCGGCCAAACCAAAAGCCAAACGAACUGCGUUCCAAGCGAUGCAAGUCGCAUCUCCGUUCGCGCCAGACUGGUCCCAGCUCUUUUCUGAUGUAUCGACGCCAUUUUGCGUCCUCCGCGGGGCAGAGUACAUGCGGCCCUUUCCAUUUUACAACCCGUCGUCCAAGCAAGAGCUCGCGAUGGUCCCGACCGCCGUGCCGACGUUGAUCUGUGUCCAAGUGACCUUACCACGACGGGGCACUGUGGACUGCAAUGCCAUGAUGUGCUUUCCAACCGAAUCGGAUGUGGCCGAGUUUGAACGGAACGAUCGCUGGCAAGGCGAAGUAGAGUUGACGUCGAAACAAGCCACGAAAGCGGCUCAUCCAAACAGCACCUAUGAGGUCAACAUUCCCUCACUUGCUACGUGGCUAAACAUGUCCGUGUCGCAGAUGCGAUCGGUCAUGGGCUUUGUGACGUCCGUCGCGCACGUGCGGGGGUCGCAGCAAGCCGUCGGCUUCUGCCAUAGCGAUGCCCUGCAACAUCUAUUUCUCCAGCAGCAGAAGAGCAUUCACGUGGGUCUGAUCAUGGUGCGCAACCCCACUUCCAGGCAGUACCGCCCGGCGCUCGUCACCGCGUGCGCUGAGUGAGACCUUCGUCACCGCACUUGAUCCCAUCUCUGUCCACCAUAACGCUUAUAAUUCGACCGAUCCUGGCAUAAACCAGCACGUCUUUGCGGCCGUGUGGGUACGAUGUUCACGCUGCCUGGACCAG
Aphanomyces invadans is the source of this 2223-nucleotide messenger RNA. RefSeq lists its product as hypothetical. NCBI's taxonomy places the organism in Eukaryota, Oomycota, Saprolegniomycetes, Saprolegniales, Verrucalvaceae. Gene Ontology annotation, biological process: tRNA 5'-leader removal. The transcript has 6 exons. Bases 27 to 2099 code for a protein of 690 amino acids. The record is from RefSeq and is a predicted model, not a curated record. Gene Ontology annotation, cellular component: ribonuclease MRP complex; nucleolar ribonuclease P complex.